AUGCAAAGAAUUCGAAGGGAAGACUACCUGAGCAAGUGUAAAAACCGGGACGACUUUGUUUACACCCACGUGCGGGACAUACUAUCCCACCAGCCCUUUGACGAAAUUUUAGAAUAUCAAAAUGGGGAUGUCUACAUCGGCACGACGAAGAAUAAGAAGCGACACGGCUAUGGCUACUACAUCUACAAGGAAAUUGGGAGCGUCUAUGAGGGCGAAUGGAUCGAAAACGCGAAAAGCGGCUACGGGACGUUGUAUAACCCGCAGGGAAUUGUCUACUCUGGCGAAUGGCUGAACAACAUUUCCCACGGAUUUGGAUGCACCUACACAAAUGAGCAGCUCUUCCUUGGGACGUACAAAUUUGGACUGAUAAAUGGAGUGGGAAUAUUAAAAAAAAAAAACAGUUACAACUUUUGUUUAUUCCAAUCGAACAGGAAAAAAUGCAAAAUAAAAAUUACCAAACAUAUGGACAUAUAUCUUCACUACUACAAAAAGGAUAAGCUUUUUUUGAAGGAAAAUUUAAGUGCCUUUUUUCCUUUGUACACAGACAAUACCAUCUCACGUUUGGUGCGCAAGCAAAUUUUUGACCACCUGUUUGGCGUAGACAAAUCUUUUGUUCAAUUUUUUGCGAAUGGAACCGAAAAUGGGGUGAGAAAUGAACGCGGAAAGGGCAGUCCCAGUGGGGGCUUCUUAAGCUACGUAAAUUAUGAAUCGAGGAUAAAUUUUCUGAAGGGGCUAAUUAGCAAAGGGGCUAAAGGAGUGGGGGAGGAGGGACAACCUGACGGUAGUGUCUACAGCACGGAUGACUCAGUUUGGAAUUCCCCCCCCAAGGGGGAGACUAACCAACGCAGUGGUUGUAAUUUUUUUCCAUUUCAUGAGGAUAUGGAUCCACGGGGGGAUUCCCCCACCAGGGAGGCAGCAAAAGAUUCAACAAGGCAUCAUAAAGGUAAUGAGGAAAGAUGCCCUCCCUUUGUGGAAGCCUCAGUAGGAAGUGCAAACUAUUUGUAUAACACAAAUGAUUCUUUCAAGUGUCCUCCCCACCUUAAAUUGACGCACCUCUUUAAUAAAUCCGACUCGGAAAGUGAGUUCUGCCCGGACGUGACUCCCUCCAGUGCCUCCUCCCCAGAACAGCACUUUAAAGUGAAGAGAAAAGUAACCACGCCGAUUCGUUCAGUUUUCCAUUCAAACGGGGGUGAGAGCCAAAAGAGGAUAAUAACACAGAAGAGACAGGGGAAAAGAAGAAAAUUAAAAUUGUAUAAGCUACUUGUGGGUGGAUGUUCUAAGCUGGGCUGUGAUGGGCCCAAAGGAGAAGGUUCCUUAUCGAAUGGACCUAGUGAAUCUACUGCAGAGUGUAGGGAUGCCCAGUGGGGAAGCAGAGAUUCGACACAGUGUAUAUCAAGCAAGGCGGCACUUUAUAGGAACACGCUCCGCGGAAAAGCCAUUGCGGGGCCGAGAAAGGAAAUGGCACGGAUGCAGAGACAGAUGAAAAGGCAAAGGAGGAAAGCGCCAUUAACGACCAAAACACCGCCAACCGUCACACGUCUGCUGAGCUACCUAAAAUACAAAAACGAGAAAAACAAAAUCGAGUGCAUUUAUCAGUGGCGGAGUUACCACAUAUUUGUUUUUCUCCAUUUGUUCGGGUUGCACAAGUACAUAGCUGCCUUCAAGUGCAACCACGUGAAUGGCUUCCACUUUUUCACCCUUAAUAGGAAAAUACUGAGGAUGCUAGGGGUGGAUAAAAAUGAGUACAUCUACUUUCUGCUCAAUUUUGUAAACGCAUUUAGCAGUCUACAUAAUACGUACCUGCAAAUGCUCGUCAGUUGGGGGAGCAUAAGAGGGGAUGCUUUGGUAACCUUCAGCUCCAUCCCCAAGUCGGAGUUGGUUGUGCUGAACCGGUUGGGGAGACGCAACGCUGGGAAGGCAUCGUACCUGUGUUACUAUGCAAACGGACCUGUGAGGUUGAAAAUGUUUUCGGGGAGGGAUAGGACAGUGGAACGGUCGACUAGAGGGACGUCAGAUGAUGAGCGGGAUGGCUUACCAGGUGAUGAUUCCCCACGUGGUGCUUCUCCCUGUGAUGAUUGCACUGAAGAAGGGGUGCAGGUCCACUUGGGUAAUCCCCUCGUUACCGCAGCGCAAAAGUUCCUCUUCGAUGAGCAGCAGCUUAGCAACAUAGGGGAAAGCAUUUUGGACGGUUGGGCCAGCAUAAGAAGUAACCUGGUCAACCUGGAGCCACACGAAAUGUUUAAGCGGUUAAAAGGAGGGGAUCCCCAUCCAAGGGCACAAGUAGAAAGAAACGAACAAAAGGAGAAAAGUGAAAAACAAGACGCACAGGACAGACCGGCAACCCUCAUAGAAAGGAUCCAACGAAGAACAGAAUUCAUGAAGGAGCAUUUCGUCCUCUCAAAUUUGAGGCACCCCAAUGUGAUCAAAUACAUAGGCAACGUUAUAAGUAGGAAGAAGGAAAAGUUCGGUUUGGUUUUUGAGUUCCUGAGUGGGAUGUCCCUGCACGAUGCAAUAUACGGCGUAGGUCCCUCUUGUCAGGGGCAAGGACAAACGUGCGAAGGUGAGGUGGUUACGAAUGGACUAACAAACGAAAAUAUUAUUAAGCUCUUUUACGAAAUCGCGUCUGCAUUAUUUUACCUACAUAGUAGACGGGUCGUUCAUGGAAAUAUAAGCAGCAAAAAUAUAUUCGUGUCGGAAGACGGCGGAAGCAUCAAGCUGUGUAACUUUGAGAAGGCCUCCAUAGAGUGUUACUACGAUUAUAAGGUUAAUGCAUCGGGGGAAAAACACCUUAACGUAUCUAACAAACGCUCCUAUGGGUGGUCCCGUUGGGGAGACGCCAAGAAAGGUCAAAGCCGAAACAGCCACGCAGGUGGUGUCUGUAUCACACAGGGACGAAGCAAACAUAUCAGACGUAACCACCUGGAGGGAGAAAAAAUGAAUUUGCCUUUACCAUACAUAACCUGCAUGAAUGAAGCCAAAAAUAUAAACACCAUGAUGACCUCUCCUUUGCUACUCUUCCAAGCGAAAAAGUUUGACAAAAGAAAGGUCCGUUGCGAUGACCCCUAUGCCGCUCCAGAGGUAUUAAGAGAAGAAGAGUGCACAGACAAGUGUGACAUAUACUCAUUUGGCGUCGUUAUAUAUGAAGUUCUGUUUGGGGGAUUGCCAUUUGUGAGUGACUACAUGCCAUCCUUCUUUCGGUUGUCCACUUGCUUUAAGCAGAAAUACAUCUACAUCGAUGUGAACAAAUUGCGUGGGAAGUUUCCUAACAGGAAGCUGUUCCACUUCGUAGUGAGUAACGUCUUACUGGUCAUGCGCCAGUGCCUUAACCCGGAACCCACUUGUAGACCCGAUUCGGAGUACCUGUGCAGGCACUUUGGGCGUCUGGUCGGUCGGCUUAGAUAA
This is a messenger RNA of Plasmodium coatneyi, 3402 nucleotides long. Its product is annotated as Serine/threonine protein kinase. The record is from RefSeq and is a predicted model, not a curated record. Lineage: Eukaryota; Apicomplexa; Aconoidasida; Haemosporida; Plasmodiidae. Gene Ontology annotation, molecular function: protein kinase activity; ATP binding. Gene Ontology annotation, biological process: protein phosphorylation. The transcript has 4 exons. Bases 1 to 3402 code for a protein of 1133 amino acids.